UCCAGACUCCAUGGCAAAUGCAAGAUAUAAACUGCCGGCUAUGCCCUAGGAAACAGUCAUUAUUGAGAUCAACACUCAACAGCCAUCAAUCAUAUCAUAGAUACAAGCCUCUCCCGGCAACCCGUUUCUUGUCAUCUCCCACCAGCAUUCCACAAAAAGCUAGAUUCCAGCAGCACCGAAAUGAUAGUCAAACCACUCCUUGCCUCGUUAGGGCUAGGACUCGGACUCCUAUCUAGAGCCUCCGCUGAAGACAGCAGCAACUUCGAUUGCGGGACCAACGCAGCCCACGCCUCUGAGCACUUCAUAUCUACCCUCGAGUCCCUGCACUCUCCACAAGCCAAUGGCUCCCCCGCAGCCCGCGCAGCCGCCCACUACUCUGUGCUCAACGCCCGUGAGAAAGACAACAACACGGCCAUCACCAUCGACGCCGUCUUCCACAUUGUAGCCAAAACCUCCAAGAAGAGCGACAUCACCAACGAAAUGCCGUCCUCGCAACUCGACGCCCUCAAUAACGCCUACAAAGAGUACGGCAUAUCCUUCAACCUCAUCAACGUAACCUGGAACACAAACGACGCCUGGGCCGUCGGCGAGCCGCCCGCGGACUCUGAAAUGAAGAAAACCCUCCGCCAGGGCACAUACCGCACGCUCAACCUGUACUUCCAAACGGACCUCACCGGCGGCGUCCUGGGCCGCUGCACCCUCCCGUCACCCAUCGCAAACGGCAAAUCAGACGCCUCAGCCUACGCAAACGACGGCUGCAACGUAAACGCAAACACCAUGCCCGGCGGCUCACUCGAAGACUACAACAGCGGCAAAACCGCCGUCCACGAAACAGGCCACUGGCUCGGCCUCCUCCACACGUUUGAAGGAAACUCGUGCGAGGGCCCCGGCGAUUACAUCGACGAUACCCCCUUUGAGCGCGAGGCUACCGAUGGAUGUCCCGUUAGCCCGCCCAAGAUGACGUGUCCUGGUCAAAAGGGCGCGGAUGGCAAGGAGGUUAGCAUCGAUCCGAUUCAUAACUUUAUGGAUUAUUCCACGGAUGCGUGCUAUGAGGGCUUCACCAAGUUGCAGCACGAUAGGAUGCAUUUCAUGUACAAUUUGUAUCGGGAUGGGAACUAACUCUUAAAGAGGUUGUUAAUUGGUUUAUGCAUGUACAUGGGCUAUCUAUUUUGACCGGGUGAUGUGAUGGAAUGGAAGGUGGUCAUUCCUUCGAAUGUGGUUUCCUGGUUGAUGGAAAGAUGAUGGAUGGCUGUUUGAUUUGUUCGGUCCUCUCGCUUUUCCUUUUUCUGUCUUCCCUGGUUAUUUUCUUCCUCUGUGUGUCAUCCCCCUUCCCCCCCUGCUAUUUUCUCUUCUCUGUCUCCUCAAGUUCUCUCGUUUGCUUUUGCCCAUCUCUCAUUAUAUUUUCUUGUUUGGUUUUCUCUGUCUAUAAAUUGUUGCCUCUCCCUGUCUAUAUAGGGGUUUUUCUUUCUUUUAGUAAGUACGUUCCUAUAUACCGGAAAGACAACUCCCCUCCGAUAUCUGUAUUGGCGAACAAUGUAUAUAAAUUUCUAAUCCGUCGUUAUGUUAUUCAUGUUCGCGCAGUCUUCACAUUACAGAUAUAGAACUUCUUGCUUCUCUUACGGUUCGGGAGUGCCGACAUCUACCACGGAGAGGGAUAUACAGGAAGUAAUGGGACGAGGGAUGGUGAAGCAGAACGAACCAGCACCUGCGUAGGAAAACCACCUUCCGAUGCCCAGUUCUCAAGGACCAUGGUCCGACUCUCUCCUCGCAUAUUUCGUAAACACUCACAACUGCCUACCGACAAAAACCAACGUAAUGUAAUGAGUCUAGGCCCCCAAGCACAUUGUCUCAACUGUCAGGUCUAGUCCCAAUGGCCCCCUCCGGCCCUCCGGCAAGGCUGGACUCAAGUUUAAGACAACUCCGUGUAUAGGGCUGAGCUAGAACGUGCAUUUGUUGUACGGUCUUGGAACAAGCAUUUUUGAGACAUUUGUUUUGUUUCGGGGGAACGACUUGUAUGGUGGUCUAGAUUUUCGGCCUUUUCAUAACUCUUCCGCUUUUUCUUACUUUCGAUUUGAGUGUCAUUGGGAAUUUGCUCAGCAUCGAUGCUUUUCUGCUUGCUGUUUGCUGUUUGCGGAAAGUGGAUGUGUUUGUUUUGGGGUUAGUCUGGGGUGAGAUGGAGAUGGAAGACGUAUGUGGUUCUUUCAUCCUCUUUCUCUUGAUAUGUGAGUGUCCAUGAAUCAGCAUUUGUACAUAUGAGGUGUGGGUAUACUAUGCGCACAAGUAGGUAAGUGUGAUGGAUCCAAGUUGAGGAAAAUUUUUGAAAAACUGGUUCUGUGUGACAAGACACUCCACACGCUGUGAAUUGACUCGCGUAUGCAAAGUUGUGCUACCAUGUGAGACGUCAUCUGUACACCCUUUGCGAUCUGUAUGCGUGGUUUAGCAAAGCUAGGUGUUUGAUUUUGUAUGGAUGUUGAAGGAGGGUC
Periconia digitata is the source of this 2483-nucleotide messenger RNA. Lineage: Eukaryota; Fungi; Ascomycota; Dothideomycetes; Pleosporales; Periconiaceae. The record is from the annotation of a GenBank genome assembly.